This is a messenger RNA of Trypanosoma theileri, 747 nucleotides long. RefSeq lists its product as uncharacterized. The record is from RefSeq and is a predicted model, not a curated record. The transcript has a single exon. Bases 1 to 747 code for a protein of 248 amino acids. NCBI's taxonomy places the organism in Eukaryota, Euglenozoa, Kinetoplastea, Trypanosomatida, Trypanosomatidae.
AUGUACUCCGGACACAGCACCUCCGCCACUCCAUUUUCUCUUCGUGCUCCGGGGAGUGCUUUAGUGUAUACACGGAGUGACACGCCAUCGUCGUUUCGAGUUCUUCCGCAGGGAUCAUCUCUCUUCGGCAGUGAACUUGGUGUUAGCAGCGAGCGUAUAGCGCGUCGUAUUGAGGAAACACGCCAAUGGCUACAAGAUAUGAAUAAAGAGGUUCGAAUGGCACGAAAAAAGUACUUGAAUCAGCAGAAAAGUGCUUCAAUAGUGUGUUCUACUCUGCGUGCAAGCAGUGCACUUUUAACGGAAAAAUAUGGGCAUCAACAUACAUCAAAUGGGGUACAACCUCCUCGGUUUCGAUACUCCCUUAAUUCAUUUUUAGAUGGAACACCUUUCUUAACACCACGGGCAUUGUGUCGCUACAAUACAGCUGUUGCGGAGCUUCUCACCGAUGAUCAAUUGGAGUUAAUGCGACGCUACGUCUUUGACUAUGACGAGGCGAGUUUUGCAGAUCUUCUGUAUGCUGACGAAAUAGUGCCUUACACAGAACAACAUACACCGUAUGGUGAAGAAGAAGUACCUGCGGCGGUACGCCGUUUUAAUGAGCGUUCACGGCGUGCAUUGGAGCGUCUCUUCGCAGCACCUGGUGGUCUCGCUGAUGCAACGGUCCGCGCAGCACUUCUUGUGCCUAGAGUGGCCCCGGAGGAUGAGGGUGACGGCGAUGACGCUGCUGGUGAAAAUGGGGGUUAUUGA